Messenger RNA from Grus americana (Whooping crane), 6126 nucleotides. RefSeq names its product lysocardiolipin acyltransferase 1 (gene LCLAT1). Gene Ontology annotation, molecular function: acyltransferase activity. Lineage: Eukaryota; Metazoa; Chordata; Aves; Gruiformes; Gruidae. The record is from RefSeq and is a predicted model, not a curated record. The transcript is spliced from 6 exons. The coding region runs from base 1302 to 2447 and encodes 381 amino acids. Gene Ontology annotation, cellular component: endomembrane system.
UAAAACUCCACAACUGACCGCUACUCCAUAUCUGUUGCAAGGUUAUGGGUUGGGUUUUUAUGUUUUAUUUAAAGACAUCCCCUCUCUUUAUGACAGCUGUUCUUCAUCUGCCAAACCUAUUUUUCAUGACUUGUUAGCCAGGGCACUUUUUUAUAUUGGUUGCUGUUUCAUACAGGCUUGUUGGGGCCAUAGUAACUUGAAGGAUAGUACAGAGAACAACCAUAUGCAUGGAAAGUGUAAUUCAAAAUUGUGUCUGUACAUUAUGUAUAAUAAAAAAUGAGGUAGCUUUUGGUAGAAAAAGCUCUUGUGCAGCUCUUCCUGCAGCAGCUCAAAUUUGUCAAUUCAUCUUGCUUUUCUGAAUACAGUAAGGAAUAAAAGCAAGCUACUUUUCCAUAAAUUGUUUUUUUGUUUGUUUCAGGAAGCAGCUGUAGCUGUUGCUUGAUACCCUCUUAGAAAUGAUUUUAAAUACCUUAGCUCAUGCUCUCAUUCAAGCUUUAUUGGUCUAAUGGUUGUCUGGAGCAACAGUGGAAAGAGUACAGGUAAACAAGAGUGAAAAAACAUCGGACUGAUUUGAUAGCUGUACCCUGACUGAAUUAUCUGCUUAUAGUAUCUAAAGGCUGUACUGCAAAGAAUCUCAGCCAGUUUUUUUGCAUUUGGAAAGACACAAUUACUUGGAAGAGCAAAUUAAAUAUGCUAUUUAAUUUUUUUAUUGAAUUAUAAUAGUCAGAUUAAGUCUUGGCAAAUAAAAUAUAAUAAAUUGUAAGAUGCAGCAAUAAUAAUAUUUUAUUGGUAAUAUUUACGGAAAUUACUCAUUAAGUAUUGUACUUUUUAUUUUGUGCAUGUGUAAGCUAAUAUCUGCUAUGCUGUCAGAGAGGGUCAGGGAUGUGGUUUGUGAUGAUAAUUAUCUUUUAUUGCCCUAUCCUAUAUUGUUUUACAAUACAUGCGUUAAAUCUCCUAAAGGUUUUUAAAUGCAAGAACUGAAUAAAAGGGAAGUAGCUUUAGUGGUCAAGUGCCUGUUUCUUCACAUGUUCUUUCUGUGAUAGCGAUCUGUGCCACAUUUGUAUGUUCCUUAAAAUACUGCAGUGCCCAACAGAAGGAUCAGAAAUAAAAAGCAGUUUAUGCAGUGGUCUGUGGAAAACUGAUGGAGCUUCCUGCCAGCAUCAUAUGGGCUACCGAUGAGAGUGGAUAUCUCUGCAAUUAAUAAUUCAGCUGCUUCUUGUCAUUGCUUCCCAUAUAACCUCUGCUAUUUCUGCAGCUCUUUUAAUUGAGGCACAAGUGAGAAGUUACAUGGCCAAAGAAAUAUGGGAGCCAUGGUGUCAUGGAAAGGGAUAUACUUCGUACUUGCACUAUUCUUGGGAAGUUUUUUUGGAAGUAUAUUCAUGCUCGGUCCCUUGCUACCCUUGAUGUUUAUCUCACCGGCCUGGUAUCGCUGGGUCACCGAUCGUGUUGUGGCCACUUGGCUCACGCUCCCAGUGGCUUUGCUGGAAAUGGUGUUUGGUGCCAAGGUGGUUGUCACUGGUGAUGGAUUUGUUCCUGGAGAAAGGAGUGUCAUUAUCAUGAACCAUCGCACACGAAUGGACUGGAUGUUCCUGUGGAACUGCCUGCUGCGAUACAGCUACCUCAGACUUGAAAAAAUCUGUCUCAAAUCCAGUCUCAAAAGCAUUCCAGGAUUUGGCUGGGCGAUGCAGGUUGCUGCCUUUGUUUUCAUUCAGAGAAAGUGGGAAGAUGACAAGAGUCACUUUGAAAAAAUGCUGGAUUAUUUCUGUGACAUUCGUGAACCACUACAACUCCUCAUCUUUCCAGAAGGAACUGAUCUCACAGCCAAUACCAAAGGCCGCAGUAAUGAAUUCGCCGAAAAGAACGGACUUCAAAAAUACGAGUACGUCUUACAUCCACGAACUACUGGAUUCACUUUUGUGGUUGAGCGUCUAAGGGAAGGUGACAAUCUCGAUGCUAUCCAUGACAUAACUGUGGCAUACCCCCAAAACAUUCCUCAGACGGAGAAACACCUUUUGAAGGGAAACUUCCCAAAGGAGAUUCACUUCCACGUCCAGAGAUAUCCCAUAGAGACAGUGCCCACUUCUAAGGAGGAACUGCAGCUUUGGUGCCGGAAGCGUUGGGAAGAGAAAGAGGAGAGACUCCGACACUUCUAUGAAGGUGGAAAGUGCUUCAGUGCAACAGGGCAAAGCAUUAUUCCACCGUGUAAAUCUGAGCUCAGGGUCUUCGCAGUUAAGUGCAUCUCGCUCCUGUACUGGACGGUGUUCCCACCGGGUAUGCUUGCAGUGCUGUACCUGUACAGCUUUGCACGAUGGUAUUUUGCAGCCAUGAUCAUCUUUUUUGUUGUGCAGCAAAAGAUAUUUGGUGGGCUGGAACUAAUUGAACUCGCUUGUCAUCGAUAUUUUAAAAAGCAACAGAAAUUUCACGACACGAAAAUAAAAAACAAUUAAUUCCGGGGUAGAGAAAGACGUGAAAAUGGGUGGUUUUGAGAUGUCCUGCAAAUUUUAUGCACAGGGAAGAAUUUUUGCAUGAGAAUUGUCUUUUACUAUUGCCGUUGUUAGACAUUUGCACUCGAUUCUGUGAAAAGAAAGAAAAAUGUUAGUUAUUGCUACACGUGAAAAUGGUAGUUUUCAUCUCUGAAUGUAAUUUCAACAUUGCUCUUGCAAGCAGCUAGCAACUGCAUUCUGCUGUAAUUACGAAACAAAUUGCUGGAUUAUUGAACACUCGUAAGGACGUUAAUAAAUGUGACAUGCACUGAACUGUCAUGUAGAAACCCAAACUGUCCAGCUGAGAGACAGAUGUAUGAUUUCGGUACAAUCACAUUGUCAUAAAGUGAGCACCAGAUUUGGAAAGCUGGUAAGUUUAACAAUGUUUUGAUGGUAGGUGGAAGUUGGAGGAGUUGUUGUUCUGUUUCUUUUUUCUAUUUCAAAUAUUCAACCUUAUUUUAAAAUAUUAUUUUCGCAUAAGCUUUUCCAAACACUGCUGAACCUACGACUAUUCAGCUGUUCUGGCUUGGUCGCUCAGAAUGAUUUUCAAGCCUUGCGGACUUGUGUUGUAGUACAGAAAACAAUGCUGGCUCUCCCUCCGUUUAAGUCUUAACUGAUUACAUAAUAGACCUAUGCAGAUCAGGUUUGAUUUCUCACUGUUUCAUAGUGUUUCGGUCUCCCUGUUAGCUGUGGGAGACUUGUUCCUACUGUAGUAGAGAGAGCUGCAGGACAGGGGAGCUGAUUUUUCAGUUGGUUUAUUGGUGUUGUCUUCUGGUAGGGGCAAAAAUAAGUGUCUGUGAGUAGCUGGCAAAUGUUUUUCAGAAAGGUCUACUUGUAGGCACUAUUUCAUUGAAAACAUUUAUUUUUCAGAGUAGGCAAGAUAUCUUUUUUUUUUUUAAGCAUUUAUUUUGGUUUUUGCGUUGCUUCCUUAGGCAUUUCAAGUGUCCAUAUAAAUAAGCAAGAAGACUGCUUGUUCCGUGUGUGUCAGCCAGACCUGUUGAAACGCAUCUGAUGCAAUCGUUGUCUCCUUAUAGGUACAAGAGAUGGGUUUCAGCCUUAUCACAGCACAGGGAAAUAGAGCUAAGUUUUCCCUCUGCAGUAUUCUUUUUGAUUGCCUGAUUCUUUUUCAUUGCUUUUCUAACCUCCUUCACAAUUUUUGGGGGGUUCUUUUAGGGCUCCCACUAUAACAUUUUCCCUUAUUUUCAUGACAUCCAGAAAAUCUGAAGGCUUUAACUCAGACAAGGCACUUUCAAGUGUAUUCCUUGUCAUAUGUAAGUAAUGUUCAUGCUCACGUCAUGAAAGGCAUAAACAUUGCCAGCACUUAGAAGACACUUCAGGUUAGAUUUGUUUUUCAACCUCAAGAACGUUAGACCACUUGAUCAACUGUAUUGCUGCAAAACCUUCCCGACUUACUAAAUAUUUGUUGUUUAUUGCAUGAAGGCUUGUUUGAGCUAAACCCAGGUGGCCUAGCUCCAUGUGUUGAGUGUGAAAGUAGAGAGUGCAAAAUCUAUCUUGUGUGGAGUAUCUCAAGCAUCGGGUCAGCGUGGUAGACACAUCUGUUCUCUUCUAAAUUACAACACCAAACAUGUUGUCUACUGUGUUUGUAUCAAAGACCAUUUUUUUGAAAGAAUCACCAGCCUCUAUUCAACUGUCCCUUGCAAGGUGACAAGUAUUUUUUAAUCUAUGCUUAUAAUAACUAAUUGUUUAUUAUGCGGAAAGUACUUGAAGCCAUCUGUUUUACUCUGAUUUUUUAAUCCUUUUUUUCUUAAAAAUAAAUAAAACUAGGUUUAUAUUUAGGGUUAUGUUUCUUAAUUUUUUUUUCAUAUUUAUAUUUGAGUACCUGAUGACUGACAAUUGGUGUUUCAUCGUCAUGAUUGGAAAGAGGUCCUUUCUGCACUAUGAGGACUAUUUUAAACCUAAUUCUGUGAUAUCAAAGGUGUGGUUGCAUCUUAAAUCUACAUAGCCUGGUUUUUCUUCGCCUAACACUCUGCUUUGGUGCAGUUCCCUGGACAUCCAGGUAACUCGCCACAAGGGAAAACCUAAAAACCUCGUUUAUGAUUAAUGCAGAGGAGACCUAAAUGACUUCUUCUAGUCUGUCCUGAGCCAUGGCUGUGCUUUCACACCAGGAGUAACCAUGGCCAGCCUACUCCAGUAGCCUUAACAUAGUCUUCAGGAAUGACUUCAGAGGACAGGUUAUAUAUGUUGGUGAUAUAAAUACCAGCUACGCUUUUCUCAGUCGUUCAGAGAACUUUGUGGUGUCAUCAAAUGUGUCGGAAACAUCAGUGUGAGUCUUGGUCGUGGAGCGGUGAAAGGUUUGCGUCUGUGUGUGAUUAGAGUUGGAUUCUGCAAAUGUAAUCAAAUGCAGUCCACUGUUGACCCUUACAAGGGCUUUUCUCCCUGCUGGAGCCAAACAUGUAACCUACUGUAAUGUGGUAAACAUCCACAAAUCUGUAAUUCAUUCUCUCCUCUCAUGUAUUUGGGUCGAAAAGAAAGAAUAAUCUUCUUGUCAGCUGCUGAUGUCACAUUUGCAGUGCCUGACUUUGUGGUGCGGGGUGGUAAGUGAAGAAUCCUCCUCUCACAGGGAAGGGUGUUGGCUGGUAAAUUUUCAGAUUAUGGGCAUCAUUUUCCAGCUCAAUUAGAAAUGCAAGAUGGGGAAAAAAUUGAAUUAAAAGAAAAAGCUUUUUGGAUAUAGAAGCUUCUUUGUUUAAAAAGUAGUUAUGGAAGAUCUUUCUGUGAAUGUGGGGUUUUUUUUCCUCUUUGGUCAAAAUGCUGCUUUUUACUCAAAAGGUUCUAAUGUACAGAUUUUUUUUUUGGAGACCAUUUUGUUCUUACUCUGUUUCCCUAUUCAAAGUACACUAAGAUGGCACUUAGGGACAUGGUUUAGUGGUGGACUUGGCAGUGCUAGGUUAACGGUUGGACUUGAGGAUCUUAAAGGUCUUUUCCAACCUAAACAAUUCUGUCAGGUAAAUCAUUUUGAAAAUUUUUUCAAUGCUGUUAGGUUAAAGGUGCUAGUACUCCAGGAAUCACACACAGACCCUCUUUACUGGGACGCAUAUUGGCUCCAAGACUUGUCUCACUCAUUAGCACGUUUGUCAUGGCUCACCUUCUCUCGCAGUCCCAGCAGCCGCACUGCUCAGCAGCGACUGCUCCGUCUAUGGGACCUACAGGUCUUGCUAGGUCUUGCUUACGUUAUCUGAGGUCAUUGACGUGCUUCAAGGAGACUGCUCUUGUUUGCUCAAUCAAAUGUUUCCUCAUCAGCAUCAGGGGUUUCCUUCUCUUUGCUCAGAACAGAAGGUUGAAAUCCUGCCAUCUGUGUUUGUCAUCAAGCUCAUCUGGGUAGCAGGACUUCAGACCAAGACAUUUCUCUCUUGGGUUUGAAGCUGCAAGGCCCAAAGCUGGUCUGUAAGCUGUUGUCUUGAUCAUAUGAAAUGUAGUUUCUAGUUUUGUGCAUUGCAUCAAUCUCUGUUGUUCAAAAAAGAUCCGUGUUUUUAUAACUGGAUUUUAUAUGUACCCUGUGUGAAAGGAAACACCAGGAUACCACAAACCUACAGAAAGCCUUAGUUUUCAGAGUUCACCGAUUAUAUUAGAAUGUUUUAACCAUGUACCAGUUACUCUUCAGCAACAAUAAAGACCUGAAGCAUUG